Molecule: messenger RNA, 891 nt
Organism: Sclerotinia borealis F-4128
Lineage: Eukaryota; Fungi; Ascomycota; Leotiomycetes; Helotiales; Sclerotiniaceae
Source: the annotation of a GenBank genome assembly
AUGUCGACACCAAAAUCAAAACUCCUAGAAUCUCUCGAACGAGAUGGCUUUGUUCUCAUCCCUUCUCUUCUGAGUCCAGCAGAAAUCGAUUCUCUCCGCGUCGAAGCAAAAAGCACCGUCGAUCUCGCUCGCUCUGGCUCAUGGCCAUACGUUCGCACCCUUCCCAAACAAUUCCCACCAUGGAAUAUCGACGAAGGAGAGUCGCCUGCAAAUGUUGGCAUUUGGGGUGUACAAUCGCUGAUGAAUCCCAAACUUCCAACUUCGUCUUCUUUUAUCAAGAUAUACUUUUCGGAUAAGAUGCUGGGUGUUGUGAAAGAGCUGUUGCAGUGCGAAGACGAUGAUUUGGUUAUGGAACUAUUCAAUCUGUUGAUUCGUCCUGAUCGCGACUUUGAGCUGCGUUGGCACCGUGACGAUAUUCCAUCGUCUGCCACGGCUGAAGAGGAACUCGCGAGAUUGGCGGAACCGGCUUGGCAUGCGCAGUGGAAUAUGGCGUUGUAUGAUGAUGCGUCUCUCAUUGUAGUGCCCAGGUCUCACAAAAGGGCUAGAACUGAUGCAGAGAGAGAGAUGAAUGAAUACGAGACGGGAGUGGAGGGCGAGAUUAGAGUGCAGAUGAAAGCGGGAGAUGUGGUUUUCUAUGAUAACAAUAUCUUGCAUAGAGGAAAGUAUGAGAGUAUAAGAGAAAGGGCGACAUUGCAUGGGAGUGUGGGACAUAGGAAUGGAAAGGGAGUGAGGGCGAGAAAUGUGCUGCAGCAUGGAUUGAGGGAGUGGGUUAGUGAGAUUAAUCUCAGUGUGUUGAAUGGAGAGGAGAAAGCAAGGGCGGAGGGAAUGAGAGAAAGGUUGCUGAAGAUGGCAGAGGAGAGUGGUGAAGUGGGCUAUUCAUUGGAUGGUUGA